GAGCUCUGCCCCAGCGCCGCGGAGGGGAUAAGGAUGAAGCGCCGCCUCGACCGCGCCGGCAGCGGCUGCAGCACCGCGGACAGCGCUCGCCCCGUCCGGCCACGCUGAGCGGCGUUUCAGCACCGGGGACAGCAGCACUUCGUCCCAGCGGACAGCGCCAUGGGGGGCAGCGCCGCGCAGCGCCCCGCGCCUCUAGAGUGAAGCGGACCCGGCCCCGACGCGCACAUGUUGAGAAACAGCAAUUAUAAAAACAUGCAUCGAAGGCACACAACCCUUCGGGAGAAGGGCCGGAGGCAGGCCAUCCGGGGCCCAGCCUACAUGUUCAAUGAGAAAGGGACCAGCCUGACUGCAGAAGAGGAACGUUUUCUCGAUUCUGCAGAAUAUGGCAACAUUCCCGUUGUGCGAAAAAUGCUGGAGGAAUCCAAAACCUUGAACUUUAAUUGUGUCGAUUAUAUGGGACAAAAUGCCCUUCAGUUAGCUGUAGGGAAUGAGCAUCUGGAAGUGACGGAGCUCCUCCUCAAAAAGGAGAAUCUGGCUCGAGUUGGAGAUGCACUUUUAUUAGCCAUCAGUAAAGGAUACGUGCGCAUUGUAGAAGCAAUAUUGAACCAUCCAGCCUUUGCACAAGGACAGCGUCUCACACUCAGCCCCCUUGAGCAGGAACUGAGAGAUGAUGAUUUUUAUGCUUACGAUGAAGAUGGCACUCGGUUCUCCCAUGACAUUACCCCUAUCAUACUUGCUGCCCACUGCCAGGAGUAUGAAAUUGUUCACAUCUUACUUCUAAAAGGCGCGCGGAUUGAAAGGCCACAUGACUAUUUUUGCAAGUGCAAUGAAUGUAUUGAGAAGCAGAGGAAAGAUUCCUUUAGUCACUCUCGAUCGAGAAUGAAUGCCUACAAAGGAUUAGCCAGUGCUGCUUAUUUGUCUCUUUCCAGUGAAGACCCUGUCCUUACCGCGUUAGAGCUAAGCAAUGAAUUGGCCAGACUAGCCAACAUUGAAACUGAAUUUAAGAACGACUAUAGGAAGCUAUCUAUGCAAUGCAAGGACUUUGUUGUGGGGGUGCUGGACCUGUGCAGAGACACUGAAGAAGUAGAGGCGAUUCUCAACGGAGACGUGAAUAUACAUCUGUGCCCAGACCACCACCGGCCAAGUCUGAGCAGGAUUAAACUUGCUAUUAAAUAUGAGGUCAAAAAGUUUGUUGCUCACCCCAACUGCCAGCAGCAGUUGCUCACCAUGUGGUAUGAAAACCUCUCAGGCUUACGCCAGCAGUCUAUAGCUGUGAAGUUCUUGGCUGUCUUUGGGGUCUCCAUUGGCCUGCCGUUCCUUGCCAUAGCCUACUGGAUUGCUCCCUGCAGCAAGCUGGGACGGACCCUCCGCAGUCCCUUCAUGAAGUUUGUGGCACAUGCGGUUUCUUUCACAAUCUUCCUUGGACUGUUAGUAGUGAAUGCUUCAGAUCGAUUUGAGGGAGUAAAAAAUCUCCCCAACGAGACCAUCACGGAUCAUCCAAAACAAAUAUUCAGAGUCAAAACAACUCAGUUCUCAUGGACGGAAUUGCUGAUCAUGAAGUGGGUGUUGGGCAUGAUAUGGUCAGAGUGCAAGGAGAUCUGGGAAGAGGGUCCACGCGAAUACGUGGUGCAUCUCUGGAACCUGCUGGAUUUCGGGAUGUUGUCCAUCUUCGUGGCAUCGUUCACCGCCAGAUUCAUGGCUUUUCUCAAAGCAACUGAAGCACAACAGUACGUAGAUCAGUACGUUCAAGAUGACGACCUCAAUAAUGCCACCCUUCCCCCUGAAGUUGCUUACUUUACUUAUGCCAGGAACAAGUGGCUUCCCUCGGAUCCUCAGAUCAUUUCAGAAGGACUGUAUGCAAUAGCUGUGGUACUCAGCUUCUCCCGCAUUGCUUACAUUCUUCCAGCCAACGAAAGCUUCGGCCCCCUGCAGAUCUCUUUGGGGAGGACUGUGAAGGAUAUCUUCAAGUUCAUGGUCAUCUUCAUCAUGGUGUUCCUGGCCUUCAUGAUUGGAAUGUUCAACCUUUACUCUUACUACCUUGGUGCAAAAUACAACCCCGCGUUUACUACGGUAGAAGAAAGUUUUAAAACCUUAUUCUGGUCAAUAUUUGGCUUAUCUGAAGUGAUAUCCGUGGUGCUGAAGUACGAUCAUAAAUUCAUUGAGAAUAUUGGAUAUGUACUCUAUGGAGUAUAUAACGUGACUAUGGUGGUGGUGCUGCUUAAUAUGCUAAUAGCCAUGAUCAACAACUCCUAUCAGGAAAUUGAGGAGGAUGCAGAUGUGGAGUGGAAGUUUGCACGUGCCAAGCUCUGGCUAUCCUACUUUGAUGAAGGAAGGACUUUACCUGCUCCUUUUAAUCUAGUGCCGAGCCCUAAAUCAUUUUAUUAUCUCAUACUGAGAAUAAAAAUGUGCCUCAUAAAACUCUGCAAAUCUAAGGCCAAAAACUGUGAAAAUGAUCUCGAGAUGGGGAUGCUGAAUUCCAAACAACGGAAAGUUCGUUUUCACUCUAGCACUCGAAAUGCAGAAAAUUUUUCCGGGAAGAAUGCUUAUAACAAGCCCACAAGAUAUCAGGUGACAACCCUACCUCCCUCUGGAUUCUACUACCUUGGCCAUCUUCAACACACCAAAAUAAUGAAACGUCUGAUUAAGCGGUAUGUACUGAAGGCUCAGGUUGACCGAGAAAAUGAUGAGGUCAAUGAAGGAGAGCUUAAAGAAAUUAAGCAAGAUAUUUCUAGUCUCCGCUAUGAACUCUUAGAGGAAAAGUCACAAGCUACUGGUGAGCUGGCAAGACUAAUACAGCAGCUGAGCGACAAAUUUGGGAAGAACUUAAAUAAAGACAUUUGAUGGUGAGCACAGAGAAAGGCAACCAGUUUUCUAAACAUUAUUCAGCCUCAACCAGCAUCUUAGGAGGGCAAAAACCAUGCAAAAGAUGGGUACCGCACCCUCAACUUUUGCUAACUAGCAAGUAUUGGUAGGAGCACUUUGCAUUACUCCUGUGCUUGGUGAGUUACCAGUUAAAUCUUUUAUGAUACAGAAGUGACUUACUGGUAAAAAUAUAUGCCCUUUGACAUCAGAAAUAGAUGCACCAUAGGAAAGGCAC
This is a messenger RNA of Grus americana (Whooping crane), 3097 nucleotides long. It is a transcript of the gene TRPC7, whose product is annotated as transient receptor potential cation channel subfamily C member 7. NCBI's taxonomy places the organism in Eukaryota, Metazoa, Chordata, Aves, Gruiformes, Gruidae. Bases 226 to 2841 code for a protein of 871 amino acids. The record is from RefSeq and is a predicted model, not a curated record. The transcript is spliced from 13 exons. Gene Ontology annotation, molecular function: store-operated calcium channel activity; inositol 1,4,5 trisphosphate binding; protein binding. Gene Ontology annotation, cellular component: membrane; cation channel complex. Gene Ontology annotation, biological process: calcium ion transmembrane transport; regulation of cytosolic calcium ion concentration; manganese ion transport.